AUGGAUCGCAUUGAAUCUGCGGAGGCGGCGGCCUCUCCUGAAUCUCGUCCCUCCCCAAUGUCCGGUAAUGUUAGAAAUGCGUCUGUAGCCGGGCGAUCGCGAAGGCCGAGUAUACGGGUGCUACGAUUCCCCUCUAGUUCUGAAAACUCGGAGACGCUUCGAACCAACCCACAGAACGACAGCCACAGACAUAGACAAGAUGUGCCGGAAAUUACUACCCGUCGUCGAAGUAGCUCGGAUCCCCGGCCAUUUGUCAACCAUGGGACUGAUGUAGCUCCAGCUGCGGUAGGAGGCUUAACACUUAUGCCUUCGUUGGUAGAGGAGCCUUCAAAUGAAGAGACUGUCCCGCAAGGAAGUGCGCUCUCGCCUCCGCGUGGUAGUUUAGAGAGAUUGCGGAGGACGAGCGCUGCUGCAAUUUCUUCCCUGGGGUUAACUCGUGCUGCCACAGUCAGUGGACAUGAAGUGGGCACAAUUGAAGACCAAGUGGUUGAUCUUCUCGACGUUAUUGACCCUGAAAUAUCUACUCUCACCACCCUUACGAAUGUUCAAAAUUCCCUUUUCGUACCCGAUCUUGGGCGGUUUUUAAACCGGAGACCGUCAUACCUGUUGACUCCUCGAGCUGAAGGAGCCCCCAAACUGGAAGAACCUGAGAGUGAUCGCGAAACACUCGAAGGAGAGGAUACAGAUAUUUCAGAACGAUUGCGUUUACAGAGCACUAGUUCAACAGUGAUCGAUGAACUCUGUUUCGCGGUCUUACCCGACGGAGCAACGCUGGCUGGUUGGAGUGAGGUAGAUAAGUUAGAGCUCAAUGAUCAUGUUAGACACAUGCUUCAUUCGCGGAGGUCUAAGUUCAAACGGUCAAUGAAGGGGUUCGGGCAGUAUGUCCGGAAACUCACGCUUUAUGCGACACUGAUUACCCUUUUUGGACUCGCCUGGGUCUUGUUCCUGAUAGGAUGGAUCAAUGUUGGUGGCCGUCAGCUUUAUAUCAUCAACGUCAUAGACAAUGUUUUAGUCGCUUUAUUUGCCGUAGUCGGAGACGGAUUAGCCCCAUUUCGUGCAAUAGACACAUACCAUAUGAUUUUUAUCGCGCGCUACGCCCACAUGACAUGGCGUUUGCGCAAGGAAAAAGCACUUCCCAAACUACAUAAUAAAAAUGACCUUCCGAAGAAAAGAAUAGACGACGCAAACCAACAAAUCGACAUGGAGAUGAGUGCCGCUGACGAAGUUAGUGACGAAAAACCCAACGACGAAGCCGAACAGCAGGAAUAUUCCGUUCUCAACGCAAAACAACAGAAGAACCUUGAACACCACCAGAAGAAACUUUCGAGAUCACACACAUUUUACAAACCGCACGAAACAAGCACCCACACAGCCUUCCCCCUUCGCCUCUUGAUUGCAAUUGUCGUGCUGCUGGACUUCCACUCCAUAUUCCAGAUAGCGUUGGGCGCAUGCACAUGGGGCAUCUAUUACAAGGUCCGCCCAUUCGCCCUUACAACUGUAAUUCUCUGCUGCUCGAUUACGUGUAACGUAAUGGGUGGUGUUUUGAUUUGGGUUGGCGACCGUCGGUCGCGAAAGAAAGAUGUUAUUGAAAAAAUGUUCCGGCAGGAGUUGACACAGGAGGCAAUGAAGAAGGUAGAUAAAAGAAGAAGAAAGGAUAGAAAAAGAGAGAGUAUGGAUGAGAGACGGAAAGUAUCACAUGAGGGUGAAAGCGGAGGAUAG
Molecule: messenger RNA, 1719 nt
Organism: Histoplasma mississippiense
Lineage: Eukaryota; Fungi; Ascomycota; Eurotiomycetes; Onygenales; Ajellomycetaceae
Exons: 4
Coding region: 1-1719 (572 amino acids)
Source: RefSeq, a predicted model, not a curated record